AUGACUCUUGAGGAGGUUCUGAUCCAGAAACCCACCGAGCGUGCUCAGUGCACCGGCAAAGCCCUGGAGGAGGUCCUGGUGUCCGCUAAAGACAACGACUCCCUCACCGUCGGUGUCUACGAGAGCGCAAAAAUAAUGAAUCUUGACCCGGACAGUGUGUCUUUCUGCGUCCUGGCCAUGGAUGAGGAGUUCGAGUGUGACAUCGCUCUCCAGAUCCACUUCACCCUCAUCCAGUCCUUCUGCUUCGACAACGACAUCAGCAUCGUCAGAGUGAGCGACAUGCAGCGUCUGGCUGAGAUCGUUGGUGACAAGGCGGAGCAGCUUGAAGACGCUCACUGCGUCCUCAUCACGAACCCAGCUGACGGGUCUUGGGAGGACCCUGCUCUGGAGAAGCUGCACCUGUUCUGUGAGGAGAGCCGCCGUCUGAACGACUGGGUCCCUGAGAUCAGCCUCCCCGAGCGUUGAUCUGGGCCUCGGCUCC
Molecule: messenger RNA, 481 nt
Organism: Seriola dumerili (greater amberjack)
Lineage: Eukaryota; Metazoa; Chordata; Actinopteri; Carangiformes; Carangidae
Gene: gadd45gb.1
Product: growth arrest and DNA damage-inducible protein GADD45 gamma-like
Exons: 3
Coding region: 1-465 (154 amino acids)
Biological process (GO): regulation of cell cycle
Cellular component (GO): nucleus; cytoplasm
Source: RefSeq, a predicted model, not a curated record